Molecule: messenger RNA, 186 nt
Organism: Sclerotinia sclerotiorum 1980 UF-70
Lineage: Eukaryota; Fungi; Ascomycota; Leotiomycetes; Helotiales; Sclerotiniaceae
Exons: 1
Coding region: 1-186 (61 amino acids)
Source: RefSeq, a predicted model, not a curated record
AUGGAUACCAAUGACUUUUCUGAGGAGAAGGAGUUACACGAAGGAGUAUACGGUGCUUCCCAUCAGGAGAAGACGCCCAAAGCGAAAUUAAGAUCUUACAAAGUGCACCGGUCUCAGACCUAUCAAUCUACUACUCAACUUUUCCUCUCGGCUUCUUUGACCUUGCACUCGAGAUUCGACACCUGA